This is a messenger RNA of Rotaria sordida, 276 nucleotides long. The record is from the annotation of a GenBank genome assembly. NCBI's taxonomy places the organism in Eukaryota, Metazoa, Rotifera, Eurotatoria, Philodinida, Philodinidae.
AUGAAUUCUUUAUCACCAACGAAAUUCUCGAUCCCCAUUGAACAAUUACAAUCAAAAUCAAAAUCAAUGAAAAUGGAACAAUCCAGAGAAACUGAAUCAGAUCUUGAUCAAAAUCUUUCAUCUACUAUUAUCAAUGAUGAUGAUGAUGAUGAACAUCAAUUGAAUAUCGAUGAAUCAAGAUCAACCUAUGUCAAAGAUGAAAAUGCGUCCAAUGUUGAUCGAGAUAAUCAAAGUUCCGAUGAUGAACAAGUAAGUGAAUCGAUUUAUUUUCAUUGA